AUGCAGCCUUCUUCAACUCUUCUGGUCAAGCUACUGUGGCUGCCCUUGGUGCUCCCAGGCCAGCCUCAGCUGGUGAGAAGUAUGUCAAACUUGGUGGAUGAGAGUGGCACAUGCCACUGUGUGGUCUUCCUGCCCAACAAUUCCACCCUACUGCAGCAGUUGGAACAGCUGCAAAAUGCAGUGCAGAAGCUUGCAGGCAAGUAUGAGCAACUGAUGUCCAGGGCCAAUGACUAUGCACGUGCCAUUGAAGAACAAGACAACCAGGUCCUAGAAAUGAACCACAUCCCGGAGUUCAGAAAUCCUAGCACGGUUGCUUCUCACGACGAGAGUCCAGCCUUCAACCUGCUACGUGUGGAGCUGGAAGGAGUACAGCAUUUGGCAAGCCAGCUUAACGUCAAGGGAGGAGUUAGUGGGGCUGCGGACCUUCUCCACCAACUCCAAGGAAAGGUGACAAAUGCCAGUCUCACCCUGAAGCUCCUGGCUGACACUGAGCAGCGUAGCUUCAAUGCUCUCCAGCAGGAGGUGGAUGUCCUGGAGGGCCAGCUAAGCCAGUGUGAGAGGGAAAAGGAGCAGGACCAGGCCUCCAGAGACUCUGGCCUUCCCCUAGCACCAGGUUCUUGUGCCCAUGGAGGACUCCAGAAAGUUAGCAGACCCUUUGUGUUGAACCUCAAUUGGAGGGGCAUUUCCUACAAGGCAGGUGCCUGGGGCCGAGACUCAGCGCCCAAACCAGCCUCUUCUCUUUACUGGGUAGCCCCUCUCCGUGCAGAUGGCAGGUACUUCGACUUCUAUCGGCUGUACAAAUUCUACGAUGACCUGAUGCUCCUGAAGAACUACGAGCAGUGGAAGAUGGGUUAUGGCGAUGGCAGUGGCAAUACAGUGUACAAUAACUUCAUGUAUUUUAACUACUAUGGCACCAAUGACAUGGCCAAGGUGGAUCUGUCCUCCAACACCCUGGUGCUGAGGCGUCCAUUGCCUGGUGCCACCUACAAUAACCGCUUCUCCUAUGCUAGUGUGCCCUGGACGGGCUUAAAUUUUGCUGGUGAUGAGGAAGGGCUAUGGGUGAUCUAUGCCACUGAGCACAGCAAAGGCAACCUUGUAAUAAGUCGUCUCAAUGCCAGCACCCUGGAAGUAGAGAAAACAUGGCACACCAGCCAGUACAAGCCAGGCUUGUCAGGGGCCUUCAUGGCCUGUGGGGUGCUGUAUGCCUUACGCUCACUGAGCACUCGCCAGGAGGAGAUCUUCUAUGCAUUUGACACCACCACAGGGCAGGAGCGCACUCUCAGCAUCCUGUUGGACAAGAUGUUGGAAACGCUGCAUGGCAUCAAUUACUGCCCCUGGGACCACAAGCUCUAUGUCUACAACGAUGGCUUCCUAGUAACUUAUGACCUCAUCUUCCUGACUACGAAGUACCAGCUGCCCAUAAGAGCAGCAGCCAAAAGGCUGUCUGGGGCUCAUGCUCCACAAAAAUCUAUCAGACCCAGUAGGCCCUCCAGGCCCUGA
Molecule: messenger RNA, 1500 nt
Organism: Dipodomys spectabilis (banner-tailed kangaroo rat)
Lineage: Eukaryota; Metazoa; Chordata; Mammalia; Rodentia; Heteromyidae
Product: olfactomedin-4-like
Exons: 6
Coding region: 1-1500 (499 amino acids)
Biological process (GO): signal transduction
Source: RefSeq, a predicted model, not a curated record